AACUAAAGGAAUAAAAAUGCUAGCAAAGCGUUGAGGGCAAUUCAGGAGAGAAGAAUCCGUAAUGGGAAUUUGGGAUGCGGUCUCCUCCACCGCGGACUCACUCAGAAAUCGGUUACCGGAUCCUGAACCGGUGAAGAACGCCGGCCGAUCCGCUUACUCGGCGGUGGCGAAUAGGCUCACCGGCGAGGUACCGGAUCUCAGGACCCCAGUCGUCGGGAUUCUGCGGAGCUCUUACAAUCACAGCUGCUCCGCCUUCUCCUCCGUCGACGGAGCGGUUCGGGUCAAGGGAUUCCAGCGGGUUAGAGAAUCCAUGCCCGAUAAGGAGGUUUUGGCUAGGAUCGGGUGGAACCUCACCGACUUCGCUUUCGAUAAAUAUACUCGAUCUAUCACUGGUGGAUUGCCCGUUUACAGGACCAUAGUGGAUGGGCUGCGGAAUAAGGAUGCAAAAACAACCCAAAAAAUUAAUACAGAGCAAGAGUUGCAGGCGUUACAGAGCCGAAUGGAACGAUUGGAGGCAAUUUUGUCAGCAAAGGAUUCUCAGCCUCUGGCACAUCCUCAUUGUUACUUUGUUAGGCCGCAUCAGAAGCCAGAGGAUGUGAUUAGGAUUUUCAUGAUGAAGGGGUUCACCGGUGGCGAUCUCCUCAAUGGCCAGGUGAUGCUACAACAUGAGAACUGGAAGAGAGAUGCCUUGCUUUGUCCUAUACUUUCAUCUAAGGAAGUUCACUGACAGUCUAGUGUGUGAUGAUGGCCUUGCCUGAAUUGAUAUCAGAACUCUUACUUGUAAUUAGUUUGGUGCGGAGAUGACCUUGCUUUAAUUGAUAUGGAACUCUAUAAUUUGUAAUUAGUUUGGUGUGGUAAGAGAUCAGGCGUAGAGGUGUGGCUUUCGUUUGGAGUACA
Molecule: messenger RNA, 897 nt
Organism: Asparagus officinalis (garden asparagus)
Lineage: Eukaryota; Viridiplantae; Streptophyta; Magnoliopsida; Asparagales; Asparagaceae
Exons: 2
Coding region: 62-727 (221 amino acids)
Source: RefSeq, a predicted model, not a curated record